AACUUAGCUAAGAAGAGUUGUAACAUUAUAAACGACAUUGAAAACCAUUUCUCCUUCUCAAAGGCAAUGGCAAACGAGAAUGAGCCAGCAAAACUGCUCUUACCGUACCUUCAACGAGCCGAUGAGCUUCAAAAACACGAGCCUCUUGUCGCUUAUUACUGUCGGUUGUAUGCAAUGGAAAAAGGAUUGAAGAUACCCGUCAGUGAGAGAACCAAAACUACCAGUGCUCUUCUUGUUUCUCUCAUGAAACAGCUUGAAAAGGAUAAGAAGUCAUUGACGUUGGGAUCUGAGGAUAACUUGUAUCUAGAGGGAUUUGCCUUGAAUGUCUUUGCAAAGGCGGACAAACAAGAUCGUGCUGGACGAGCAGACUUGAAUACAGCAAAGACAUUUUAUGCUGCGAGCAUUUUCUUUGAGAUUAUUAGCCAGUUUGGUCCUCUUCAGCCUGAUCUUGAGCAGAAACAGAAGUAUGCCGCCUGGAAAGCUGCUGAUAUUAGGAAAGCUUUGAAAGAAGGAAGAAAGCCCACCUGUGGCCCUCCUAAUGGUGAUGAAGAUUUGUCUGUUCUAUCAAGUACACAUAGCGGUUCAUAUGAUCAUGGACCUGGUGAACUUCCAGUUACCAGUCCCAGGCAAGAUUCUGAUCCGUCACCACAGUUCCAUGAUGAAAUAAAUAACCAGCACCAUGCUAAUAUUCCACCGUCAACUCAGUUCCAUGAUAAGAUUGACCGGCAGCAUUCUUUCGAUAUUUUAGCAUCACAUCCAUCAUUUCCUCCUCGCAGUUACCCUUUUCAUGGACAAUCCUUUCCACAAGAUCCCCAAAGACGCUUCCCUUCACCACCUCCCACAAGCAAGUCCGAAGAUCCUACAUAUCCCCAUGCAUACCUCCAUCAACCCUAUUCGCAAGAACCGCAACAACAUUUGCCACAUAAUUUCCCAUCCGUUGACAUUCCCCCAUAUUCAUAUCCUAAUUUUCAGUCUUAUCCAAGUUUCUCUGAGAGUAGUUUACCCUCUGCCCCAUCUCACUAUCCUUCUUACUAUCAAGGUGCUGAGAUUUCUUACACUCCCCAGUCUGCUCCUCCAACAACAAGCUAUUCAUCAACAUCCCAAUACUCUUCAACUAGCAGAAAUGAGACAGUCUCAGAACCUGCACCAACUAUGUCUCAAGAACACCAAUAUGACAUCAAUUACCAGCCACCACCGGAGAAAAUUGCUGAGGCACACAAGGCUGCACGGUUUGUGGUUGGAGCCUUAGCAUUUGAUGAUGUGUCAGUUGCAAUAGAUUACUUAAAAAAAUCACUUGAAUUGCUGACUAAUCCAUCAGCCGGUCAGUAAGCUUGUUACCCCUAGUGGACAGAUUCACAUGGUUUUUCUUUUGAAUCAUAUGAUUUGAUUUGUAUAGGUUUUAUUGGAGAUUGUGAACAUCUGUUACCUGCCAUGUAAUUUUCAUUUGAGAAUCAAAAUAUUUCAUGUGGUUUUCCAUUAAA
Messenger RNA from Gossypium raimondii (Peruvian cotton), 1481 nucleotides. Its product is annotated as protein HOMOLOG OF MAMMALIAN LYST-INTERACTING PROTEIN 5. Gene Ontology annotation, cellular component: multivesicular body. Gene Ontology annotation, biological process: late endosome to vacuole transport via multivesicular body sorting pathway. NCBI's taxonomy places the organism in Eukaryota, Viridiplantae, Streptophyta, Magnoliopsida, Malvales, Malvaceae. The coding region runs from base 67 to 1329 and encodes 420 amino acids. The record is from RefSeq and is a predicted model, not a curated record. The transcript is spliced from 6 exons.